CUUUAUUAUGUGUGUGCUUUACCAUAUUUUCAACAACUAAAAAGUCGACGAAUUUACAGUGUUUUAAUUGCGAUAGUUAAUUGUUAUUUAACAUUUGGCACUCGCUUCUCGUUUCUGAAAACGUCCUAAUCCAGACAGGAAUGUUAGCAAAUUAACGUUGUUUAGAUGUGCUAAUCCUAAAUAUAUUCAAUUUAUUGUAUUAUUAUUCAAGUUUCAUUGUAUUUUACUUCUUGAAUCAGCUAAUUAUUUAGUUUUCAUAAUGAUUAUUGUAACAUUUCGUCUUAUAAGCGUUGCAUUCUGAUCUACAAUGUUUAUUAAUUCAAAUUACCUGCGAUUUUGGAUUCAGUUAUUGUAUAACUGAUAUUAAAAGGAAUCCGUAAUCGUAAAAUAUAAAUCUCCAUGUAUGUAUUAAAACAUUUCAACUCGUUUAAUUGAGGAACACAUUUAAAAGAAGAAUAUUUAAAGAGUUUUUAUUGCAAAGGAAUUUUGCCAAAAUUAUCAUAUUUGGAUGAAGAGAAUAUAUUAAAUCUUUUCAAGGACUUUUGGAAUAUCUAAAUUAGUUUUUUAAAAUUAAUCAGUAAAUUAAAAGAAUAAUCCAUAUCAUUAGAAAAGCAGUUUAUUAUCAAUAUAUUGUCAUUUGUUCUGUUUUGUUUAAGAAUAAAUUAAUUCAGUUACUUCCCGAUGCUAAAAGUCACAUUAAAUUAAUUUGCCGUUGCGUAUUUCUGUACCGUUGAAUUUUAGGACUUUUAACUAACAUGAUUGCAAUUACGUAUUUUAAAGAUUUUUAUUCAGAUUUUAUCAAACACAUUUGCGUGAAAUAUCUGACGAAAAUAUUAUGUACAUUGAAAAACGGCAGAUAACUAAUUCCUUUCUUUCCUUGAGUUUUCUGCGGUAAGGUUAGAUAGUUUAACUAAAAUCUGUAGAUAGUAUCUACUAUAGGAAGUAGCUACUGUAGCACCUUUCAAAUCGAGUUGUCACAAAUGAAAUUCAAACAAUGAAGCACUGACCGUUUCCUUUCAAAAUGAAUGGUAAAACUGAAAAAUCCGAUUCUUUAGAAUCAUUAGAUUUAAAAGUUCUCUCCAGUCGGAGAAUGACGAUACUAUCAAACCGCUGUUGCAAAUCUAUGAGACUGUCAACAGAGGAAGAUGACAGUGACAUUGACAGCGAACCAGAGUCUGGAGAUGCAAUGCUGGAACAGAGAGAAAGCAAUCGAGAGCCACAACCAUAUGUACAAGUGACGAGAAGGACAUGCUUUACAGAGCACCGCAAGCGGAUGUCUUGUGGUUUGUUUCUAACUUCUUUCGUCGCUGUUUCUUGGGUUGGAGGUACUCAUCUUCUACGAGCGAUGUACGUCGACUACUCCGAAGCAUUAGCAAUCAAUGCACAACUCAACUUGACGGCUACGAACAAUCCACAGGAGAGCGAAAGGAGGAGUGCAAUGCUAUAUCCUCUUUACAAUGCUCCCUUCUUCACAACUUGGAUCUGCACCACAUUGAACUUUUUGUUUUUCCCAGUUUAUCUCACUUCGAGAUUUUGUGCACCAGCUUCGGAAAAGACAUCCCUUAAAAAGGAACUCACGGAGAGCGUGCAACCCUACCAAGAAAGAGGACUAAAUGUGGGCAAAUUCCUUUGCCGUUGCGGAAUGUUCACUGCUUUGUGGGUCGUUACAAACUACAUGUUCGUUUAUUCCCUGAAUCUCUUGGACGCCACUGACGUCAUAGCUCUUUACACCACAAACGCUGCCUUCAUCUAUCUUCUCUCAUGGGUCCUUUUGCAGGAGCAGUUCGUCGGCAUAAGGAUCGUAGCAGUGAUCAUGUGUAAUACAGGUAUUGCGUUAUUUGCAUACAUGGAUGGCGUCUCUUCGCGCGCUGUUACCCUCGGUGGGGUUGUAUUAGCCGCAUCAGCAGCAGCUGGAACAGCAGUUUAUAAGGUCCUGUUCAAAAAACUCGUAGGAGAUGUAAGUUUAGGCCAGCUUUCUUUCUUCUUCAGUGUCGUAGGUUUGUGCAAUGUUCUUUUGAUGUGGCCUUUCUUCCUUGCCCUUUAUUUUGCAAAAAUGGAAACAAUUCAUUGGAACGAUAUACCAUGGUUACCUCUUGUAGGAGCUGCAUUAUUUAUUUUUUUGGCUAAUCUCUUAGGAACAUUUGGAGUGAUGUGGACAUACGAAGUAUUCCUUACUCUGGGUUUCAUGUUUGCAGUUCCUGCUUCUGCGGCUGUUGAUGUAUACUUGUAUUCUGUUGUGUUUCGAGGGAUGAAAUUAGCCGGAAUCAUUCUUACUAUGAUAGGAUUCUGUCUCGUUUUACUCCCAGAAAACUGGCCGGACUAUCUCACCAUGAUGCUGAGAUGGCGAAGAAACAAAUACCCUCAGGGGAACAAUUGUAAUCCAGACGUUAGAACGAGUUACACUUCUAGACUUAGAACUCAAAGUGGAAGAGUCAAGUAGUGAGCUCAUUAGCACAAGGAAAUCAAAGGUUGUGUGUACAAAUAAUUUUCUUUCAGAAGGAGUCUAAAGCGUCUUCAUUUUCUUCUCAUAACAUUUAUGUUUCAUUUGUUUAGUAUAACGAACAUGCUUUCUACGGAUCAAUGCACUUGCGUUCAAAGCGGUUUGAAAUAUUUUCGUCGUCGUUUAACACUGAGUGAACAAUGGUGAUGCGUGCAAAAAACAUGUGAGCUUAAUAUUGCUCAAACCCUGGCGUUGUAUUAUGUGUAACACGAAUUAAAUUAUCUUAGCUUCGAAACUAUUACUGCUUGAAUUCUCUGAAACUAAUGAAUUUGUAUAUAGAAAUACAUAAAAAUGUGAAAACAAUAUAAUAUGCAAGACCUUAAUUUUGAGACUAAGGCAUUAUUUUCAAUAUUUUGUUUGGACUAUAAGAACAUCUUUUAAAGUGAUCCUAAGGCAAAUAAUCAACAUUGAGAUAUCAGACAACGUGCUAAGAUAAAGGGCGUACCAUUUGCAAUAAAAUGUGAUUUGCACUAGCUGGUUCUUUGAACAGGAAGUAAUUAGGAACAAAAUAUACGGCUAAUUGUUAUUAAGGUAUAGAAUGCGAAGUUACGGCUUGGCGACAGGAAACAGGAAAGAGUAUUUAAACAGGGUUUUGAGCUAAACAAUAAUGGAACAGCAAUUCACGAGAGCUCUUAAAAAUGAAGUAGAUUUAAGAAAGUUGACUUAACGAAAUAAUUAUGAUAAUUUUUCAGAUUAUGUAUAUUUGUACCCUAGCAGUCAUUAUCUAUGACUUUAAUAAAACAAUCAUUGUCAUAGACAGGGUGUAUACUUACAUGUACAUUAUAAUUUUAUGAAGAUAUAUCAAUAUUUUUGUUAAAAUUUAAAAAAUAUAUUUUAAGAUAUUCUUCUUUCGCGUUUCAUGGAAUAAAUUUAAACCUUCAUCAAACUUAUAUGGAAGAUUCUAACGUGAAUUUCAUAAACUAUUUCAGAAUUUUCGUAAAUAAAUAUUUAAAUAAACUUAUCUAAAUAUUUGAAUUAAAAAUUUCGAAAGUACAAUGUAUGUAGUUUGAAUAUUUGUUGAGAAAAAUGUUUCACUAUCAGAUUUGUUUUUACUGUAACAGGAUCUGGCAUUAGGGUCUUUAUUCUCUCAGCUAUUUGCAGUGGUGCUGCUGUUAAGUAGACUGCAUGUAUUUAAAUAUAAGAAAAUGUACUGAUGAAGAAAGUUUUAAAUUUACACAUUUAAGAAUAAUUUUGGUUUAGAUGUUGUACCACAUCUUUCGAUAUGCAAACUCUAUGUGUAUAAAAGUCAGUUUUUCUUUUAUUUAUAUAUACAUGAAUUCCUGUAUGUGUACUGAUGAAAUGUUUGAUAGCUGCACAAAAGUGUUUUGUAUGUUAGUGUACUGUUUUGUACCAAAAAUGAAUUAUUUUAUUUUGCAUAGUAAUAUUACAGUUUAUUUAUUCUUAUCUUUAAAUUUUGCAUCGCUUUUGACAAUGAAAUUCUUAUAAAAACAAUUAAAUUAUAUUUCUAUGUUUUGAAAUUUACCAGCGAAGUUACGUAAGACAGUUUGUUAAGGUGAAAAUUUUAAAAAUCUAUGCUAAAAGAAUUUAGAUACCAUAUAUAACUCUCCUAAUAUUAAAUUUUGUUUUCUUGCAUUUCUCUUGUUUGUGGAAUUCUAUGUCGAAUAAUUUUAAAACAUUAUUUUUUAACUUUCUCAUGUACCAGUAUUUCAUGAUUAGUUAACACAUUCAAGAUUUAGUUAACGCGUGAAAACUUAAAACGAAUCAAUUUAGAUUCUAAUCGAAUUAAUCUAUUUAGAUUCGUUCAAUGUCAUUUCGAAAAUUUAUUAUUUCACCCUAAUUACUAACAGUAUUUUUCUAAAUGCCUGUUGCGAAUUUAAUUUACUUCUAUGUUAGAUAAAUUAUAUACAUAUUAAGUACAGAUAAGAAUAUAAUAUUAUUUAAACAUUUAAUAAUUUAAGGAUGUGUUUAAGAUUAUAGUUUUGCAGAUACAAAGAAAUAAUGAGCUGAAAUAGACUCGCAAAUUGUAGAAAAGAAAAUAAUUGAAUUACUUAAUCGAUUUUAAAGAUAUUUCUAAUAAAGCAGUAUAUUAGUUCUCAAAUUCGCUAAAAUGAGCUUUUCCCUUCAGUUUAACAGUAGCAUUCAAUUUUUAAAUGUAAGUUUUUAAAUUAAGAACUGAAAAAAAUAAAGAAGUGUAAUGCUUUAUUAUUACGUAUUUAUGUAUGGUGCAAGAUAUAAUAUUAAGUGUUUCGAAAGUAAAUCGAUAUUAGUUGUAAUAUUUGUUAGAUUGUUAAUAUGUGUGUUGAUAGUGAUAAAUAAUCACAUUAUAUUACAUAGAGAAAUGUAUGUGUGUAGAAAAUAUUUUACAAUGAAAACGGGAAGAAAGAACAAGAUAUAUAUUCUUUCGUAAACAAUGCUGUAAUAUAAAACUUCUAUAUGUUUUUUAUAUUUUUUCAUAAUAAUUUAGUUACUGUGUAAAUAAUGAAGCAUAUUUCUAAUGCUUUUUUAAUUCCAUGAUUUUUUAAAAAGAGCUUCGAAACAAAACAAAAAUAGAAUUUAUUUCUAGGUGAAAAUGUUUUACAUACUACUGUCGAUUUUCUACAAUGAAAUCAGCUUUCGUUUCAUGCAUAUCAUCAUUGUUAACGCGCUAAAGUUUAUUUUCAAUUUCAGAAGAAUGUUUAGUCAUGAUGUCAAUCCAUUUAAAAAUUUACUUUUUGCAUGCUUACAUUAAACAUACUUACUUUAAACUAAAGGUAAUACAAGAAGUAAAUCACGGAAUUGUGGAAAACAUGCAUAGAAUGCUACUGAUUGAGCUGAUUAAAAAUAAUGUAUGUCAUUUAAUUUAAAUUAGGUUAAUAUAUUUAUUUAUGCAUUUGAAGCAAUAUAUAUGAAUUUACAAAAAAAAAAUAAAAAAAAAUAAAAAAGAGAAAGAAAAGAAAUUUUACAUAAAGUUAUUUUUCUCGGAAUAUUACUAGAGAGAGAUACGAGUAUUACUAUGGAGUGACUAUAUUACUAUAGAUUGCAUAAGACACCGGAAAAUCCAAAAUAAUUUGAAUAAAUUAAUUCUGAAAUUAAAAUCGCACACAUAAUUAUAUUUCAGAAUGCAAGAAUAGUGUUUCGAUAGAAGGAUUUAAAUACUUUAAAAUACAUUCUGUUGCAUAUUUUCAGGCUAAUCAUAGAUUUCCUUAUGGUAUUAUAUUUGUCUUGAUAGAGGAAACGAAAUAAAAUGUCAAAAUGGAACAUCUAUGGCUUUAGAGAUGAAUCUUAAACUAGAAUACUUGAUCGCAGUGGUCCACAGCAUAGCUAUGGUCGAGUGGUUGCUCACUACAAGCACCUUUUAUGAGCAUAUAUUAGUUGUUGGCUUUAGCACCGUAUUCAGUAAAAAAAACUUAAUCUAUAACCUUUUGUCAGAGUUUCAUGAUCAGGGCAAUUUAAGUAGGUUUGGAUUUAAACUUAAAGAAAAGACACACAUCAAAAGAAAAUAGGAUAUUCCGAAGCAGGCGCCGAACAGCAAAGAAGAGUAACCUCAAAGAUCUGUAGAACGCAGACGACAUAAUGACCGCAUCUACUUAUGAAGUACAUCUUCAAGACGGUAUUUUGCAGCGCCAUGGAAAAUAGAAAUGAAUGUAAAGUACUAACAUAAAAAGACAUUUGCAAAAUUUGGAGCUAAAUAUAAAAGAGACACUAUUAAUUUUGACUUGGGUACUGCUCUAAACGUAUAUAUCUUAAACACGCAUUCUGUAAACACCUAACGAUGUGUGAUUGGAUAGUCUCAAAACUCAAUGCGGUUCAUCCCUUUGGUUACUGAAAUUAGAAUCAUGGAGAGAUUUAAAAUAGGCUGCACUUAACUAUAAUAACCACUGGUUGUCAAGGGGAAUAAUAUUGUGUUAUUGCAUAUGCAACAGCUCAACUUUAUGUGACAGGCUAGAUUUAAAUUCGCAGCGUAGUUAAAAGAUCGUUUAAAAAUAUGUAGUCUAUUCUGUGUAGAAGCUUAAUUAGCGCCAUGUGAGGAUUAAGCUAUUUCCUUAUGACAGGAAAUCAUGUUUAUAUACAAUAGUACUUCAGAGGAGUAUUUAAUAAAAUAAUUUUAAUGAUAAAUCAUUUCUGAUAUAAUCACCAUACUUUAACUUUAUUAUACUGCACUUAGGCAAUCACAGAAAUAAGAUUUAUUCAUUAAAAUAAACAAUAUAUUUUAAUAAAAUUCUUAUUAUAAAACUUGCUGAAUUUGUUAGUCUGAUUUCAAAUGUCUGCCAAAAUUUACUAUCUGGAUAAUAAUUUAAAGACUAUCCCUAAUUAGAUGCUUUCCAAGGCCCUAAAGCUUUAAAAUGCUUUUAAAGUUAUCUAACAUUUUUGGGGAAAUAUUUUUGGGGAAUAGAAGUCAUUCUUAAAUUGGAAAACUGGUAAGAUCUUUUUGUAUUUUAUUUUUAAUUAUUUUAUUUUGUAUGGGUUGACAUCACUAUUCUGCUGCGAAUGACAUCGUUACUACGCUUGCUUAAAAUUAUUCCGUUACUUUCUUUAAAUAAUAGCAUUUUAUAAAAAUAUAUCACACAUGAUUAUUACGUUAUUUAUUUUUUCAAAUGAAAUGCAAAAAUGUGCCAAGAGUGUUUAAUGAUUGAUUUACUAAUGUGAUUUGUAAAUGAGCUUAUAUUGCAUAAAGGAGAGAUGUGCUUCAGAUGAAAGUUUAUAUUAUGUGAUGAUCAAAAUUAAAAAAGAACAGGUACUGACACGUUUUACCGAAGGAAGUCCAUUGCUGAGAUAUAUUUAUGUCAUUACUGUUGCACUCUUCUGUAACUAAAAAUAAAAGCAUUCCAAAAUGUU
Molecule: messenger RNA, 7276 nt
Organism: Stegodyphus dumicola
Lineage: Eukaryota; Metazoa; Arthropoda; Arachnida; Araneae; Eresidae
Product: solute carrier family 35 member F3-like
Source: RefSeq, a predicted model, not a curated record